AUGUCUUUUCAUUUCAAGAUUCGAAUUUGUUGGACAAUUCUGAUACUUUUCUGCAUUGGAAGCAUUUGGUGGUCAGAUAUCUAUAAAGGUUUGUAGAGAUUAGAAUCUAGAAUGCUGCAUAUCUUGCUUUGAAAAUGGCUUCUGAUCGGCUUAAAAAUAAAAAUUAAUUCUCACGAGAUCUGUUUUUAAUUAUGUAGAAUUUACUUCAAAGUUUACGCUGACAACGAUUAGGGAAGAAUCCAAAACAUCACUUCGAAAGGAAUAUUCCGUGGUAAGUAAAGAAAGGUUUUCUUUUAUAAAAUAUCUGAUAUACUACGAGGGUCUGGUUUGUCUAAAAACUUGUCGUUUACUGCACCGGUAACCCCUAAGAAAAUUAAAGUCAAUUUAUUUCAUUGAACUGUUUUCGUGUGCUCUCAACAUUGCGCUAAACUGAUAGAAAUUACGCUCUAUUGCUUAAAGAAUCCUAUAACUAGGAGGUUGAUUCGGACCAGACGAGACAAUUUCUUGGAAAACAAAAAUUUAUUUCAGUACGACACACCUCGGCAACAUUUUUUCGUCACUUUCCUUUUUUCCUUUCGCAAUAUCCGCGCGGAGAACAAAAUUUUGCAAAUCUAUCUCGCUUGAGUCUGAUCACAUGCUUUACGCCGGUUUCGCUACUCGUCAAGUUCGCUACGUUCGACUUUGCUACAUGUUCGCUACUAACGUGCAGAAUUUGCUGCCUCUGUUAGUUCACAAGCAAUAUCUGUAACUUAUACUCCCAACUGCGUGAUUGCCAUUUUGAGUCAGUUAAACUGAUUAUAUGCAAAUUGCCUUAAGGUUUGCUGUCAACCGGCUCGGAGGUUUCGUGAUUGUUGCGAGGUUGCGUCUCAGAAGUAAACCUGAUUGUAGGGUGGAACGUAUUGGCGAAGUCUAAAAAAUUGUAAGCUUCUUUCAUAGAAAUGUCCCACAGUGAAAAGGUGUCAUCAAGAAAUCUCUUCCAGACCAAAGGUUAGAGGAGCGAACCAUUAACAGUCGUUUUUCUAGGUCUGCCAUUUCUCUCUCUUGUCGAUGAUAACCACCACGUUGGUUCGAAGUGAUCGUGGAAGUAGAAUGAUAGAAUGGUAAUAUGAAGUAAGUAGCGAAUUCGGCAUGUAAGCAGCGAACAUGUAGUGUAAUCGAUAAGUAGCGAAACCGACUGUUACGGAUCACAUCAUGAUACAAAUUAAAUUUAUUUGACGGUUAUUAUUUGAAUUGCCCUCUAAAUCAUAGGAAUUGUUAAAAAGCGAAUGAUUGGACUAAAGUCUUUUUCUUUUGGUAUUCAAACAAUUGUUUUUUGCUCAAAUUUACAUGUUAGUUUGAUAUAUUAUUCUGUGUGUGUUUUUGAGUUGUACAACGUCGUAAAAAUCAAUGCAAAUACCCAUUCCUCGUGUAAACAAUCCCCUAAAAGAUAUUACCUUCCGAUCGAGUUGUAUCGAUUAUGGAUCGAGAGAGAGAACGACCUCAUUUACGUAUUUGUUUUUAGAAAUGUAAUAAUGAGCGAGCCUUACUAAUUGCGAAUGCAUGAAACAGCAGCUUAAUAUAACUCCCAAGGGACCGAUCAUUAUUCACCGACUGCAAGGGGGAAGUUGGAGAAUUUUGACUGUGUCGCAAAAAAAUUUACCUGCUCCUACGAACAGGUAAAUUUUACUUUUUUUAAGAGAUCUGAAGUAUUUUCCUCAUCGGAAGUCAAUUUGCCAUAUUGCCCACUUAAUGUUAGAGAUGAAACGACCGACUCCUUUCCCAACCUCUUCCGUUUCCGGUCCUUUCCGUAAAAAUCAUGGGAUCCCCACAAAUACUUCGACUCCCCCACUGGUACCUUAGAAUAUAAGAUUUCUUGCCGCUCAUUAGAUUGGCAAACUUUAAACUACAAGCUAUGCAGUUUUAAUCUGUUGCUUUCAGGAUUUUACAAACGCUCGACAACUUGAAGAUCGCAUACAGGCCCGAAGAAAGAUGGUUGCGGAUUACUGCAAGAGGCACAAAACCAAUGACUCUCUAUUUGGAACUAAUCUCCGCUAUUUUCUGGUCUUUCGGAAGAGAAAGGUUAUCUAUUGUUUUGUCCCGAAAGUUGCAAGUACGCAAUGGCAGAAAGAACUCUUCGUUUUAAAAGAGGAAGAUGAGGAAAUGUCUCGUGAUGCAAACUUUACCGUAGCUAAGAACAACUUGAAUUACUUUUCUGAGCAAGAAGCACGGCAAAUGCUGAAGAGUUAUUUCACGUUCCUGUUUGUUCGCGACCCGAUGGAACGCAUACUUUCUGCUUACAAAGAUAAGUUACUAGAAGACAACAAAAUUUUCCGACGCACAAUUGGCAGAAAAAUCAUCGCACGAUUUCGGCCAAAUGCUACUCAACAUGCUCUCGAAACAGGUAGUGUUGUUACGUUUCCAGAAUUCACGAAUUUUUUGCUGAAAGCAAAAGAGUACGAUGAACACUGGAGACCAUUUGACAACCUUUGCCAUCCUUGUGCAAUUAACUUUGAUUUUAUUGGACAUUACGAAGAUCUCGCUGAGGAAGCUCCUUAUUUGGUAAAAAAGGCGGGAAUUGACGACCGCGUUUCGUUCCCUCCUGUUCGCGCGUCGAACACCACGGCUGACCUGUUGCAAUAUUAUUCACAAAUUCCUAAUACGAAAAUCUUGCAGUUAGCAAAGAUAUACGAAAAUGACUAUAAAAUGUUUAAUUUUCCAUUCCCAGGUAAACUGGCAAAGCUCUUUGAUUCUAAAGAAAGCUGA
Messenger RNA from Pocillopora meandrina, 2742 nucleotides. NCBI's taxonomy places the organism in Eukaryota, Metazoa, Cnidaria, Anthozoa, Scleractinia, Pocilloporidae. The record is from the annotation of a GenBank genome assembly.